AUUAAUAUUUUUUAAUAAAAGUUUCAAAUUAUGAAAUUUAGUCAUUGGAUGUCAUUAAAAUGAUGAAUUUUCAUUGGACACUUGUGUAAAGUUGGCUUACACUAAAAGUGCAAUCCUAAUAAACUCAUUCUUUUUCAAAAGGGAAAGAAAACGAACAUAGACAAAAAAGCAGUCAGGUACGAGAUUCUUAAAACAACUAAGUGAACAAACACAACAAAACCGGUGAGAUACAAGGUUGUUUGCUUUUUCUGAGGGAUACAAGUUAAUCAAUUAAUAAAUCAAUACUAGUAGUACCAAAUUAAAGACUAAUAAGAAAAGGAAAAAGAUAGCAGGGUAAGUGAAGAAACAGACAAAACAAUCACAAACCAAUGGUAAGGAAUGAAAGUGGUUAACGAAAAAUGCCAAAUAACAUGUCAGCAUAAUGCAAGUGUUCCACGUGUCCAUCAUAUAUGUCUAAAUGGGACCCACCAUUAUCAUCCUGCACUAAUGGUGCGUGUUAUAAAUUUCAUGUAGAAAUUGGAAGCUGUGGUUGUUAUUAUUACCACCAUCUUCAAACCAAACCUUGAAUUGAUUUCUUUCUGACAACAAUGCCAGGAAUCACAGGCCCUUCAGAUUAUUCCAAAGAACCUAUUCGCCACAACUCUCUUCAAAUUAACUCCAAGGAACCUUUCAAUGCUGAGCCACAACGUUCUGCCUUGAUUUCAUCCUAUUUGACUCCUGCAGAUUUGUUCUACAAGAGAAAUCAUGGCCCGAUACCGAUAGUCGAUGACAUAGAAAAAUAUAGUGUAUCCAUAUCUGGCUUGAUAGAAAAUCCCAAACAGCUUUUUAUGGAAGAUAUCAGGAAACUUCCCAAGUACAAUGUCACUUCCACACUACAGUGUGCAGGAAAUAGAAGGACUGCUAUGAGCAAAACUAAAACAGUUAAGGGUGUUGGAUGGGGUGUUUCUGCUAUUGGGAAUGCGGUUUGGGGUGGUGCCAAAUUGACUGAUGUUCUUGAACUUGUUGGAAUACCGAAGUUGACGAAUACAACUAAAUAUGGAGGAAAAUAUGUUGAAUUUGUAAGCAUUGAUCAGUGUAAGGAGGAAAAUGGAGGACCAUACAAGGCAUCAAUUACACUCAGCCAGGCUACAAAUCCUGAAGCAGAUGUUUUACUUGCUUAUGAGAUGAAUGGAGAACCUCUUAACAGGGAUCAUGGUUUUCCAUUACGCGUGGUUGUUCCGGGUGUCAUUGGAGCCCGGUCUGUUAAAUGGCUGGAAGCUAUCAAUAUCAUAGCAGAAGAAUGCCAGGGCUUUUUCGUGCAAAAAGACUACAAAAUGUUUCCUCCGUCUGUAAAUUGGGAAAAUAUCAAUUGGUCAUCGAGGCGACCUCAAAUGGAUUUCCCUGUUCAGUGUGUUAUAUGUUCUCUAGAAGACACGACCACGAUAACACCGGGAAAGGUGAGUAUUAGUGGAUAUGCAGCAUCAGGUGGUGGCAGAGGCAUUGAAAGAGUGGAUGUGUCCGUUGAUGGAGGGAAAACUUGGAUGGAAGCGUCGAGGUUUCAAAAAAGUGACAUUCCUUACACAGCAGAUGAUGAUGGAAACUGUGACAAAUGGGCUUGGGUGCUAUUUGAGGUCACAGCUGAAAUUCAACAAAGCACGGAGAUUAUCGCAAAAGCGGUAGAUUCAGCAGGAAAUGUUCAACCCGAAAAAGUUGAAGACGUUUGGAACUUGAGAGGGAUAUUAAACACUUCAUGGCAUCGGAUACAAGUUCAUGUGAAUGAUUCUAACUCUUAAAAAAAAUUACAAAUGUUUUAGAAGUAUAUACUUUUACGACAUAUUUUAUCUGAAAGUUCACUUUAACAUGUUUUUUUUUUCUUCUUUUAAAUAAAUGUAUACAUCUGAGAUAAUGUUGAGGGUGAAGAAAUGUUCUCUAAAUAAUAUUUCAAGGAUAUCAGCAGUUAUCAUCA
This is a messenger RNA of Lathyrus oleraceus (garden pea), 1945 nucleotides long. Its product is annotated as sulfite oxidase. Bases 588 to 1772 code for a protein of 394 amino acids. Lineage: Eukaryota; Viridiplantae; Streptophyta; Magnoliopsida; Fabales; Fabaceae. Gene Ontology annotation, biological process: sulfur compound metabolic process. Gene Ontology annotation, molecular function: heme binding; molybdenum ion binding; sulfite oxidase activity. Gene Ontology annotation, cellular component: mitochondrion. The transcript has 11 exons. The record is from RefSeq and is a predicted model, not a curated record.